CACGUUUCGUCUUGGUCUCCAUUAACAGGAAGUUUGGGAUCUAAAUCGCACCAUAGAAUUUGGCUUUUCGUUCAAUUUUCGACAGCAUAAUAGCUUUCAAAGAAGAUGGCGUUAAAACGGAUCAAUAAAGAACUUCAAGAUCUUGGACGUGAUCCUCCGGCACAGUGUUCCGCAGGACCGGUCGGGGAUGAUUUGUUUCACUGGCAAGCGACUAUCAUGGGUCCGCCUGAAAGUCCGUACCAAGGUGGAGUAUUUUUCCUUACGAUACAUUUUCCUACAGAUUAUCCAUUUAAACCACCAAAGGUAUCCUUUACUACAAAAAUAUAUCACCCCAACAUAAAUGCAAAUGGCAGUAUUUGUCUUGAUAUCCUACGAUCUCAGUGGAGUCCAGCACUUACAAUUUCUAAAGUUCUUCUGUCAAUAUGUUCCUUGCUCACUGAUCCAAAUCCUGACGACCCCUUAGUGCCAGAAAUAGCCCGGAUUUAUAAAACAGACAAGGGUAAUUAUGAGAGAUUAGCUACAGAAUGGACUCGAAAGUAUGCCAUGUGAACUUUGAAGGACCUGACUUUCUCCUGUCAUGCAAGAAGUUUGGCUGUGUGCUCUAAACUUAUUGUUAUGUGUAAGGUUAUUUUAAGUCCUGUGUCCUGUAAGUUAUGUCAAAUACUUUGUUUGUGCAUAUUGUCGUAAUUCUGUAGUAAUUUUUCAUUGAUGCCAUCAAUUUGAUGACAUGUCGCUCAAUGAUGUUGGGAUUGAGUUUGAACACCUGGUACAAAAACAUUACCUAAGUGGUUAUCAGAACAUGAAGUGAUUAACACUAAUUACCAAGAUAAUCCAGUGAACCAAUGAAGACUAAAAGCAAAUACAUUCAACUUUCACAAAACAUGAGAAAAUACAACUGAACCGGUCAUGAUUGGGUUUGGUUUUUCUUCUGAUUGGAAGACAAAGUGGCACGAGUUUUUUUAAGUGUAAUUUGCAAAACCAAAGGAAAUACAUAUUACUUUUGACACUUAAGUGGAAAUGGCUCUGAAGGUUGAAGGUAUUAAUUCUUGAAGUGAGUCAGUUAGUACUCAAGUUCCAUGAAACCAUAUGCCAUCAUGGCUGAGAGUUUGAGUAAAUCUAAAUCCUUUCAGGCCAUAUUUGUAAACCAGAGUCAUUGCUGUUGACGGUGAUGGGACCAAAUGUUGGCCUAAUGCACCGUACAGGUUAAAAUUUGUUAACCAGUCAUGACAUGUUUGAUGCCCAUUGAGGCCAUCGUUUUUUGUACCUCAUGUUCACACAGUUAAUAAUGAAAACAGGAAUAGUACCGUAACCAUUUUGAAUUACUGUUUGAAAUGGGCCUGUUUUCUGGUGUAGUGGUUCAUGUGUCCAUUUAUCAAAUUCAGAUCUUGAUUAAUGCACAUAUAGUGCAGUAAAUGUUUGUUAGUGGUGAUGCUUUUUGUGAGUGUUCUUGUACGUGUACAUAUGCAGUGAUUGUUAAUAAUAUCAACACUUUCAGCCUCACAUUCAACAUCUAAAUUCUCCUUAAAAUGUUGUGAAUUAUUUUACACUGUUUUUUUCUGAGGAUUAAGUAGCAGGUAAUGUACAGAAUGAUGUAUUUUGUUAACUGUAGUAGUUUCUUUGGUUUCAAGUUAUCUCUAAGAAGAAGUUAGGUGUUGCUUGCUUGUGACAUUGAAAGUGUUAAAACCUACUUUUUUACUAUCACAGUUUUGUAUUAGUUGUAAAUCCAGUUUACGUCUGUAAAUUGGCAACAGUAUAGCUUGUAACUGACAGUGAAUGGGUUAGAUGCCAAGGAACCCCCUGCUUAUAUUUUAUUGCUAAGGAUAAUUAAGAUUACCACAAGUGCAAUAACUUUAAGCUUGAGCAGUUACUAAGUUGUCUUUUUGUCGCCUAUGGAUGUUGUGAAUAAACAGAUAAUUUAGCAAUUGACUCAAUACCUGUGACUUGGUUUCUUGCACUACACCUCAGAUUUUCCUUCUAUUUUGCCUAUUUGUUGUUUGCUUUUCCUUUGUCUAAAAACGCUUGCUUAUUGCAAGCACUUUAUGAAAUAACUAUAGAAUUAGGAAAUAGAGUACAUUUUCUCCUUGUUUAGUUAUAAAAGUGUGAUGGACUUUUUUAAGACCUUACAUGCAUGUUUUCACAGAUGUUUCAAGUUCAUCUAGACUUCUGCUCAGAAAGAAGUAUCGUAAUGUUUUCUACUUCUGAAAUCGAACAUGGUUGUAUUGUCUUGUUAGAAAUCUUACCCUUAUUUUAUAAUUUAAGAGAUUGAAAACAAUGUUUCCUUUACAUAAACUGGUGCAAACACUGGAAGAACAUAAAAGUUUCACGAUUUUGAUUAAUUCCUUGGCUUUGUAUGGUUACGUUUGUAGGUUCACUCAGUCACCUGUUCAGUGUUCUCUUCAUGAGUUAAGAAAACCAGAGGCUUUUCUAUCGUUCUGCCCAGAUUCUCUUUGUGAUCAUCCUCCAAUCUUUCUUCCCCCUAAAUGGAUAGUCUCCCUUGCAGCUUUCAUUGGGAUCACAAAAUGCUUCUCCCCUUCAACACUUCUCUUCUCAAUGGUAGAAGUGUAGGAUGAGCUUGGAGAAAGUCUGCCUAUAAUGCUAGGUCUUUUCUGGUUUAUAUGAGAUAUUUAAUCUUUCAACAUUAGCACAUUUUUUAAGGGUUGGAAUUUUUCUGUUGUUAUGUCUUGAAAAACCCUGAGGCCUGAUAACUGUUCAGUGCUGAUCAACUUUCAAGAACGAUUGAACCCAGACACUUGCACCAUGCUGUGUAGACACGGCUGUGCGCAUUUUCUGUUUCUUAAUGAUUGACAAGAAGCUUACCAAGCAUCAUAUUUAAGCCCAAGAUUUCCUCUGCAGUGUAGUAAUAUACAGUGGAACCCUGCCUUACGGCCACGCCAUUAAUACUGCCACCUUAUUCUGGCCCGAACGAAAGCUCAGUCAUUUUCUUAUUUAGAAAACGGCCAUCCUGUUAAUACAGCCAGAUUUCUGUGGCCUGUCGGUGACCAGAUUAACGGGGCUCCACUGUACAACCAUUUAGCAACACUUAGUACUGAGAUUUAGGUGCAGCUUAGUGCACAGUGCUCCCUGGCUGUUCAUGUAGUUAAUAGGGAGGGUAGUUAAUAUUUUUUGCAGUUGAUGGUUAGCAAAUAAUAGUGUAGCUGUACUGGAAUCAGCUUUCGCCUGAUAAACUUGAAAGAAAAAAUGUCUGUCUGUGCAUUGGUGAAAAAAUAUAGAGCACAAAUAAUGACAAAUAUUGUAAAUGACUCCUGAAUAUGGCCAAGCACUUUAGCUACAUACACAGCUUCAUGUAUAAUCAUGACGAGUGCCAAUAAAUUUGAACUUUUAGAGAA
Molecule: messenger RNA, 3347 nt
Organism: Orbicella faveolata
Lineage: Eukaryota; Metazoa; Cnidaria; Anthozoa; Scleractinia; Merulinidae
Product: ubiquitin-conjugating enzyme E2-17 kDa
Source: RefSeq, a predicted model, not a curated record